Messenger RNA from Elaeis guineensis (African oil palm), 2287 nucleotides. RefSeq lists its product as uncharacterized. The record is from RefSeq and is a predicted model, not a curated record. Gene Ontology annotation, molecular function: protein binding. Lineage: Eukaryota; Viridiplantae; Streptophyta; Magnoliopsida; Arecales; Arecaceae. Gene Ontology annotation, cellular component: chloroplast. Gene Ontology annotation, biological process: chloroplast-nucleus signaling pathway; mitochondria-nucleus signaling pathway.
GUGACCGGCCAUCAUUCUUCCCUCUCGCUAAGACUUCUCCUCCUCUGACCUAACUAUAAACCAUUCCAACGAAGUCGGAGUCACCACACCCCACGGCCUUCCUCCUCCGCCGCCAUUCUCUUUUAUGCCGCUACCUUCGCCGACGUCAUGAGGGCUGGCCGGAUCCUGAGCCCCCUCUCCGAUGCUUCCCCUUAUCCUCCUCCGCGAGUGUACUCACCCCCUUAAAUGCUUCUCCGGGGCCCAUCCUACCCUAACGUGCUCCACCACCACCUCCUCCUCUCCCGUCUCCACCUCGCCACCGCCACCGCCACCGGCCCAGCCUCCGAUGCCCCCGACCUCUGGAUCGCCAAGGCCAUCGCCACCGCCUUCCUCCUCUCCCCCUCCACUGCCUCCUCCGGGCUCGCCCCAUUCCUCCCUGCCCUCUCGCCCUCUGUCGCUUUCGCCGCCGUCCGCCGUCUCCCAACCGCCGAGUCGGCGCUUGGCCUCUUCCAAGUCACCCGCUCGGCCUUUGGCGUGGCUCACUCGGCCACCGCCUAUCGAUUUCUUGUCGCACGUCUUUUUCGCUCGGGACUCCACGAAGCCGCACUCAAGGUGUUCGACCAAAUGGCGAGCGACGGGCAUUCUCCUGAUGGCCCGUGUCUUGAGUUUUUCGCUAAUUCCUUUGCUGAAGCCGGUCAGCUGGAUGCUGCCUUGAAAUUACUCGCACGAGCUUCUGAAUUCAAUUGCCGGGUUCGAUGUUACACCUUUAAUAAGUUCAUGAACCUUUUGGUGGGAAGAAACCGAGCGCAAGAUGCCAUUUUUCUCUUCAGAGAGCAAUUGGCUUCGCAAUUCUUCACUCCAGAUACUUGUAGCUUUAAUAUCAUUAUCAAAGGUUUAUGUAGAUUGGGUGACACUGAUGGUGCAUUUGAGUUUUUCAAGGAAAUGAGGGAUUUUGGAUGUACUCCAGAUACAGUCACCCACAACAUUCUUGUCGAUGGUUUGUGUCAGACCCAACAGGUGGACAGGGGGCACGAGAUGUUGAGGAGAAUUCAAUCAGAUGGCUUGUGUGUGCCGAAUGUUGUCACGUACACUUCUGUCAUCUCAGGUUAUUGCAAGAUGGGCAAGAUGGAAGAAGCCUUGGAGGUUUUCAAUGAGAUGAUUGAGUUAGGAAUAAGGCCUAGUAGAGUCACCUACAAUGUGCUCAUUGAUGGGUUUGGUAAGGCUGGCGACAUGCCAUCCGCAGUUUCUAUGUAUGAGAGGAUGAUGGUCUGUGGUUGUCCUCCUGAUGUUGUGACCUUCACUUCAUUGAUCGAUGGGUACUCUCGGAGUGAGAAGUUGGAUGAUGCAUUGAGGCUGUGGAAUGAGAUGGGUCAGAGGGGUAUUCGGCCCAAUGCUUACACCUUUGCCAUUGUCAUUAGUUCUCUGUGCAAGAAGAAUAGAAUAUCUGAGGCUUCACAUUUUCUGAAGGAACUAAGUGAGAGGAGGGAUAUUGUACCCCAUGCCUUCAUUUAUAAUUUUGUAAUUGAUGUGCUUUGCAAGGUGGGAAAUUUAGAUGAGGCAAAUAUACUUUUGUUAGAAAUGGAGGAGAAGAGGUGUUCUCCUGAUAAGUUUACAUUUACUAGUUUGAUCAUAGGACACUGCAUGAAGGGUAGAAUGGUGGAAGCCAUUGGCCUUUUCCAUAAGAUGGUGGCCACUGGCUGUGCCCCUGAUAGUGUAACAGUUAGUUCCUUGGUGUCUUGUCUUCUGAAGGCUGGCUUGCCUAAUGAGGUGAACCGGAUUAUGCUUAUCGCAUCGGGAAGAGAUUUAGGAUUGGAUAUAUCAUCUUCCAAGGAGAGCCCUUCAUCAUUGGGACAAAGCCCAGAUAUUACAGUGGCUAUGUAGCUGAAGGAUGUUUUUGAUGCAGAGGAGUGAGGUGGAGAGGCGAUGACUUCAUGAUGUGUAUUCUGUGGAGAUUCUGGCACGGGCUAAAUUAUCAGGACCAAUCAAUUAAACAAGAUGUGGCUUGACGGUUAAAGCAACAAGCCUGUAGACGCAAGUGACAAAACUUUGGUUUCUGAUUGACUCGGCAAGUUGUAGCAUUUGAAUCAAUAAGUACAUCACAUUGCCUCAUAUCAUAUGAUUUAUAACUUCAUUUUCUUUCCAUGGUUCUACAUUCAUACCAGUACCAUCAAAAUGGCUGUCAGCUGUAUCUUUUUGUUUCUGUACUUUAGUGUCAUUCUUACCCUUGCUGGAUUGAUAUUUGAGAUCAACUCCUCCUGUACAUUAAUCAUCGAACUUUUAGCUUUCUAUAAAUCUUUUGCUUCUUGAA